AUGACUGACAAUCAAUCCCCCCCUAAAGAGCCCAUAGCCAUCAUUGGCACCUCUUGCCGCUUCCCCGGCGGCGCCAACACCCCCUCCAAGCUCUGGGACCUCCUGUGCGAGAAGCGAGACGUUCAGUCCCGUAUUACCAACGACAGGUUUAAUGUAGAUGCAUUCUACAGCACCAAUGGUGAUAAAAAUGGCUGCACCGAUGUGAAGAAGGCAUAUCUCUUGUCCGAGGAUAUUCGAGUGUUUGAUGCCUCGUUUUUCAAAAUUAAUCCACGUGAGGCUGAGGCCAUGGAUCCUCAGCAACGGCUCUUGCUUGAAGCUGUUUAUGAGGCAACAGAGGCAGCUGGUCUGCCUAUGGAAGAUCUCAAGGGGUCUGAUACCGCUGUAUACGUUGGAUGCAUGACGGGGGAUUAUCAUGAAAUGCUCAUGCGUGAUCCCCAAGAUAUGCCCAAGUAUAUGGCCACCGGUACCGCUCGCAGUAUUCUCUCCAACAGAAUCUCUUAUCUGUUCGACUGGAAGGGACCUUCUAUGACCAUUGAUACGGCAUGCUCUUCCAGUCUUGUUGCGGUCCACGAUGCUGUUACAGCCCUUCGCAACGGUGUUUCCAAGAUCGCUUGCGCUGGAGGCGCCAACCUUAUCCUUGGACCAGAAAUGAUGAUUUCUGAGUCCAAGCUGCACAUGCUGUCCCCAACUGGACGAAGUAGGAUGUGGGAUGCCUCUGCCAACGGAUACGCGAGAGGCGAGGGUGUAGCAGCCAUCAUGAUGAAAACUCUAUCUCAAGCGUUGGCAGACGGAGACUAUAUUCAAGGCGUUAUUAGGGAGAUUGGAGUCAAUUCUGACGGACGAACGAACGGUAUCACAUUACCAAGUCCAGAGGCACAGAAGGUCUUGAUUCAACAGACUUACAAGAAUGCCGGUCUUGACUUCUUCAAAGACCGUUGUCAAUUCUUCGAGGCUCAUGGGACAGGUACACCCGCCGGUGAUCCUCUAGAGGCUCGUGCUAUUCACGAAGCCUUCUUCACUGAUGGGGAUAUCGUCCCUGAGCCCAUGUAUGUAGGCUCAGUCAAGACAGCCAUCGGCCAUCUCGAAGGAUGCGCUGGUCUUGCCGGUCUGAUAAAGGCUCUCGAGGCUGUCAAAAGAGGAAUCAUUCCUCCCAACCAGCUCUUCGAGAAUCUAAACCCGGCCCUCAAGCCUUACGUCUCCAACUUGAGGCUCCCCACUGAGUCUAAACCGUGGCCGAAGCUGGCUCCUGGAUCUCCCAGACGUGCAAGCGUCAAUUCCUUUGGGUUCGGUGGAACCAAUGUCCACGCCAUCAUCGAGCAAUUCGACAACCCUCACACGGAGGCCAGUUCGCCUGACGGCAUUAUUUCCACCCCGCUUGUCCUCUCUGCCAACUCAGAUCUCUCAUUACGCAAGCAAAUUGCACAGUUUGCAGGGGCAAUUGAGCAUAACGACAAAGGGGAGAUCGACAGGAUCAUCUUCACACUGGCACAGAGGCGAUCACAACUUCCCCUUCAGACCUACUUCUCUGGCCAUGACCUGCAGAGUCUUGAGCAGAAGUUGAGAGACGCCACAGCUGAGAAUGCUGUACUGCCUUUCAUCAGCCAGACUGUCCCACCGGGUCAGCCUCCUCGUAUCUUGGGUGUCUUCACUGGUCAAGGCGCGCAAUGGCCUACCAUGGGACGAGAGGUCCUCAAAGCCUCUCCUUUUGCUCGUGCCGUGAUGGCAUCCUUGGAAGAGUCAUUGGAGAGCUUAGCAGAGCCUCCUACCUGGACGCUCACUGAGCAAAUUAUGGCUGACAAGGACUCGUCUCGACUUAGCGAAGCAGCUAUUUCACAACCACUCUGCACUGCGGUCCAGAUAAUAGUAGUUGAGUUACUGCGCAAGGCUGGUAUAACAUUUGAGUGUGUUAUUGGCCAUUCUUCAGGAGAAAUCACAGCUGCUUACACUGCUGGCUUCCUAUCCGCGACUGAUGCUAUUCGAGUAGCAUACCUUCGGGGUGUCUGUGCCAAGCUCGCUGGUGGAGAGAAUGGGGAGAAGGGAUCCAUGAUGGCAGUUGGUCUCUCAUAUGAGGAAGCCUCUACCUUCUGUGAGGAAAACUUCGUUGGCCGUGUCGAUGUGGCUGCCAGUAAUGCCCCCGCUAGCACUACUCUCUCUGGUGACAAGGCCAGCAUUGAGGAGGCCAAGGCCUUAUUGGACGCGCAAGGUACAUUUGCUCGUAUUCUCAAGGUUGACACUGCCUACCACUCCCAUCACAUGAAUCCCUGUGCGCAGCCAUACCUUGAGAAGCUCCAAGCUGCUGGAGUGAAGUCUCUGCCUGGCGACGAUUCUGUGGAGUGGUACUCCAGCGUCUUGGGGGAACGCAUCACCGCCUCUCUGCAUGGUGAUGCACUCUGUGACGAGUAUUGGGUUGAGAACAUGGUGAACCCAGUUCUCUUCUCGGUGGCCUCGGAGCUCGUCGCGGAGGUUAGCCCGCCCUGUCAUGUGGCUCUGGAAGUCGGCCCUCACCCAGCCCUCAAGGGUCCUUUCAACCAGACAUAUAAGCGCGCCACUGGAUCUCCAUUGCCGUAUCAGGGUACAGUGACCAGAAAUGUUCACGACGUUGAGGCCCUGAGUGACUCACUUGGCUUCCUCUGGUCGCACCUGGGCAAGUCUGCUGUCGACUUUACUGCGUAUACCCAAGCCUUCUCCCCAUCAAUCACAGCUAUGGCAGAUGGACUUCCGCCGUACGCAUGGGAUCAUACACAGUCCUUCUGGAGGGAAUCCCGAAAGUCAUUGAACUACCGGCAGCGCAGUCAGCCUCCUCAUCCCCUACUAGGCACCCGCUCUGUUGAGGAUACCGCUGACAGCAUGCGAUGGAUCAACUAUCUCCGACUUGAUGAUGUUCCUUGGCUGGAAGGCCACAAAGUCGAAGGGCAAGUUGUGUAUCCAGCAGCUGGAUACUUAGUUAUGGCCAUGGAGGCCGCACGAGCUAUCGAUGCGACCAAGGAGAUCCAGCUCAUUGAGCUGUCUGAUGUCUAUAUCCUGAGUGCCAUCCAGUUAACUGAAGGCUCUCAAUCUCUGGAGACUGUUUUCACUCUUCAGGUUGAGAGAAAUGAGCCGGCUUUCGCCAUGGCCAAUUGGACAUUGUCUACGCCGAUGAGUGGACGGAAUGAUAGCUGGAAAUGUAACGCGAAGGGGCAACUCCGGGUGGAGUUUGGCUCCUUGGAUGACGCUGCCCGUCUGCCCUCGCGGAGGAAGCCAGUUGCUUCACUUACAUCCGUUGACGUGGAGAGAUUCUACAGCGCUCUGGCCAAUAUUGGACUUGAGUACACGGGCGAGUUCAAGCAUCUUCAGAGCAUUGAUCGUCAGUUGGGUCUAGCAACCGCACACGCCCGUCAAGUUGUCCCUGACUUUCCGGCAAUGAUUCACCCAGCUCUUUUGGAUGCCGCCUUCCAGUCAAUCUUUGCUGCUUACUGUUGGCCCGAUGAUGGAAGCCUCCAAGCUCCUUUUGUCCCUACCUUCUUCCGAAGCCUUCGUAUUGUCAACACCAGCCACCUCCGCCAUGGCGAAGACCUGGUGAUUGACUCUUUCUUGACCAACACCAACGAGCGUGAGCUCACCGCCGAUAUGGACAUUUUCCAAUCUUCCCAUGGCCAGCCUGUGUUACAGCUCCAGGGAUUGACGUGCACAUCUCUCCUUCGGCCUGGACCUAGCAACGCUAAGGAGCUGUACACAAAGACUGAGUGGGAGGUUGACAUUGCGAGUGGCAUUGCGCAGUCAGAUACCCAAGACCAAGAUACUGCAUCUGAUCUUGAACUUGUUGAUCUCUGUGAGCGCCUUUCGUACUUUUAUCUUCGGGAACUCAACAACGCUGUUGGUCGCGACGAAGUUCCGGGCUUCGACUGGCAUUAUCAGCGCAUCUUUGAGUGGAUCGACCAUCUCUUCCCCUUGAUCCAGUCUGGUCAACAUCCCACCAUCAGGAUUGAGUGGUCCAACGACUCGAGGGACUGGCUUAUGCAACAGUCUGCCAGGUUCCCUGGGCGCAUCGACCUGCAGCUUAUCCAAGCCGUGGGAGAGAACCUUCCCGCAGUCGUGCGCAAGCAGACUACUAUGCUAGAGCACAUGGUCAAGGAUGACAUGCUAAACCGCAUCUACAAGUUCGGCCUGGGUUUCGAGAGAGCAAACGUCUACCUCGGGAGGAUUUCCAAGCAGAUCGCUCAUCGAUACCCCCGUAUGAACAUUCUUGAGAUCGGCGCCGGAACUGGCGGUGCGACCAAGGGUAUCAUGGAGUCGCUGGGAACGACCUUCGAGACCUAUACUUUCACUGAUAUCUCGACUGGCUUCUUUGAGGCUGCUGCAGAGGCUUUCGAUCGCUGGGCUGACAAGAUGAUCUUCAAACCGCUCAACAUCGAGAGUGACCCAACUGAGCAAGGGUUCCCUGAGGGUCACUAUGACUUCAUCAUCGCUUCCAAUGUCCUUCAUGCCACCAAAUCUCUUGCUGUCACUAUGCAAAAUACCCGCAAGCUACUCAAACCCGGAGGCCAGCUACUGCUCCUCGAAGUUACCAGCGACAUCGUCCGUGUAAAACUCAUGAUGUCCGGUCUUUCGGGUUGGUGGCUCGGGGGUGAUGAUGGACGCCGCUAUGGACCCACGAUCCCUGUAUCUCAGUGGGACGCACUGCUGAAGCAGACUGGAUUCUCUGGUGUUGACAAGACGGUGAAUGACUUUGUUGAUGCUGAGAAGUACAUGACUUCGGUCAUGCUGUCACAAGCUGUUGAUGACAGGAUAGAGAUUUUGAGACAGCCACGACUUGCAUCUAGUGACUGGCUCUUAUCUCAAUCCAUAGUCAUCGUUGGUGGGCACUGCCGAGAAAUUGGCAAAGAUGCCAUGGCCAUCAUUCACCAGAUGAGCCAUGGUGCGUCUCAACCUAUCGUUCACCAUGUUGGUAGCUUUGAGGAGUUGGCUUCAUCCAACAUCCAGGCCCGGUCAGCCUUAGUUCUGGAGGAUCUCGAUGAACCAAUCCUCAAGGACUUGACAGAUGACAAGCUUCGAGGUGUACAAAAGCUCAUCAACGAAUCUCGACAAGUUCUCUGUGUCUCCAGAGGCUGCCAAAGGGAUGAGCCAUUUGCAAACAUGUCCAUAGGAAUGUGUCGCAGCUUGGCUUCCGAGUACCCUCACAUUCAUCUGCAGCACGUUGACAUCGAGGGCCAGGUCGGUCCAAUGACCGCAUCUCUUCUGGUUGAGGCAUUCCUCCAGCUUAUGUAUCGAGCAUCACUCAAAUCUGACGAUUUGGUUUGGUCAAUUGAAGCUGAGUUAGUUCUCAGAGAGGACAGGUGGUUCAUUCCUCGGGUCAAGUCCGACGAGGCGCUCAACAACCAGCUCAAUGCCAGUAAGAUGACAAUACAAUCUCCAAAGACUCUCUACGGGGACGUCAUCGAGAUCCAGCAGCGAUCCAAUCAGUUUGUUAUCGUCGAACCCAUUCCUUGUAUUCCCGUGUCCGUCUCCUCGCCUCCUGUCGACAUCACGGUCACCCAUUCUCUACUAUUUCCCUUCCCAGUCGGCGCCAAAUCUUCGGGCUAUCUAUGCUAUGGCUACACAGACUCUCAGACCAGAGUACUCGCCAUAUCUGAGGUGAACAGGUCCAGGGUCUCUGUGCCUCCAUUCUUUGUCUGGGAUCUAUCGUCUAGCGAGAUUGAUGCUGCUCACCUACUGCGUAAAACAGCCCUUGCAAUCACCGCUGAUAGACUCUUGAGCGACGUUGAAGCUGGGGCCACUGUUCUUAUCCAUGAGCCAGAUGAGUUUUUGGGUGCAGCUCUUCAGUGGAAAGCGGCAGAGCUUGAUCUCAAUGUCAUCUUGACUACGUCGGAGAGCAGCAGGGAAAGGUCUACUGACGUACUGUUCAUCCACGCUCUUGCGCCAGAGCGCCUUGUCAAUCGCAUCAUGCCUCAACAUACGAAGGCCGUUAUUGACCUCUCGGGCAAGGACUACAGCAUUGUCGAUUCCCCUCUGCGCCGAUGUCUUCCCCCUCAUUGCAAGUUCCACCAGCUGCAAGACAUCCUCGGUAACGCCUCUCAGGGUGUCAAGGAUCCUAUCAUCCACGGUGUUCGGGACGCCAGUCGGUCGACCCUUGAGCUUCGUGGAGAUGGACCUGUUGUUAAGCUCUCUGAUCUUCCCAAUAUGCGAGCAUCGAUCAAGGAGUAUGCCACUGUAGUCGAGUUCUCUGCUGACACAGCAAUCCCUGCGGUUGUGCAGCCUCUUGAUGGCAGUCGACUCUUCCGCUCCGACAAGACGUAUCUUCUUAUUGGCUGCACUGGAGGUCUCGGCAAAGCGCUCUGUAGAUGGAUGGUCUCCUGCGGCGUUCGCCAUCUUGCCUUGACCACUCGCAACGUGGCUGCCAUUGAUCAAGUGUGGCUCAAAGAACUUCGCAUUCAAGGCGCUCAAGUCAAUCUCUACCAGGCUGAUGUCGGUGACAAGGCGGCUUUAUCGCAAGCCUAUGACCAGGUCGUCAAGGAGAUGCCGCCAGUCUGUGGUGCUGCCAAUGCUGCCUUGCUCUUGUCUGACCGAACAUUCACUGAGCUCAAGGUCAACGACUUCACCAAGGUCUUUGGACCCAAGGUCAAGGGUACCCAGAACCUCCACGAACUUCUCCUGGACCAGAAACUUGACUUCUUCAUCAUGUUCUCUUCUUUGGCCAGUGUUGUCGGUAACCGUGGUCAAGCCAACUACGCUGCCUCGAACCUUUUCAUGAGUGCCAUUGCUGAACAGCGACGUGCAAAGGGCCUUGCUGCUUCAGUCAUGCACAUUGGCAUGGUUCUCGGCGUUGGUUACGUCUCUUCUACGGGAGCGUAUGAGGCUACCUUGCGUAGCUCCAACUACAUGGCCAUUUCUGAGACUGAUCUUCUCAACAUGUUUUCUCAGGCAAUUCUCGUCGGUCAGCCCAGCUCAACUCAUGCUCCCGAGCUCAUCACUGGUCUCAACCGUUUCAGCUUGGAACCUGAGGCCCAAAAGUACUUUUGGCGCGAUAACAUGCGAUUUUGUCACCAUACGCUCGAGGAGGAACACCAAGAGCGUACAUCAACCACUAGGGUCUCCAUCUCUCAGCGUCUAUCGGAAGCUAAGGGAACUGCCGAGAUCCUCACCGUUGUGGAAGAGGAGUUUUGCACCAAGCUUGAGCGCUUACUGCAAGCUGAGGCCGGCUCUGUCAAAACGUCACAGUCGCUGCUCGGCCUAGGUGUGGACUCGCUGGUUGCUGCGGAGAUCAGAUCGUGGUUUCUCAAGGAACUUGAUGUUGAUACUCCUGUGUUAGAGAUCCUUAACACUGCGUCUAUCACUGAGCUUUGCUCCACUGUCGUCUCUCACUUACCAACUAUUUCCGGAGACACCGAGCCCAAGACGGAAGUCACCAAACAGGCCAUCAAAACUCUCAAUGUUGUUGAGACGUCAACGGCGAUGUCUUCAGCCUCGCCCACUGAGAACGAACCCUUCACCAUUCGCAACAGCCCAAACUCAACCCAAGUUACCAGCGACGCUGGUUUUGACGAGGAGGCAUCUAUUCAGUCAAAGACUGAUCGCUCCGGCCCUUUGUCCUUCGCUCAAGAACGCCUGUGGUUCCUUCAACAGUUCCUCCGGGACCACAGCACAUACAACGUCACCAUGCACUAUCACAUCAGUGGUCCUCUCCGACUGCAUGACCUGGAAAAGGCCUUCCAACAGGUGAUCCAUCGUCAUGAGUCCCUCCGUACAUCGUUCUUCAUUGAUCCCGACACUGAUCUGCCGACACAAGCAGUGCUCAAGGACUCUAGCUUCAGGCUAGAGCAGAAGCACAACUCAACUGCCAAGAUCGAGUACAAGGCCAUGCAAGAGAUGUCAUAUGACCUGGAGAACGGCAAUGUCGUCAAAGCUGUUAUUGUCCCAGACUCUGAUGGCGAAUUCGACCUUAUCUUCGGCUUUCAUCACAUCGCACUCGAUGGCUACAGCGCUCAGAUCAUGGUUCGUGACCUAGCCAUGGCAUACGCUGGUCAGACCCUUUCAAGCAAGCAGCAAGACUACCUUGACUUCGCUAUUGCUCAGAAAGAAGCUAAAGUCUCGGAUUCUACUCUCGCCUACUGGAGGUCCGAACUGGAGGAGUUUCCACCGACACUACCCGUCUUCGACUUUGCCGAGACGAAGACACGGAUCCCCCUUACGGACUACACGACACGAGCACUUGAGAGAACUUUGUCUGUUGAUCAGGGCAGAAGCAUCAAGGCUAUUGCUAAGCAUCUUGACGUCACUCCAUUCCAUGUUCAUCUUGCUACUCUCCAGGUUGUCCUUUCUGAUCUCGCUUCAGUCAAUGAUCUGUGCAUUGGUAUUACUGAGGCCAACAAGAACGAUGCUACACAUAUCGAUACUGUCGGAUUCUUUGUCAAUCUUUUGCCUCUGCGACUGAAACUGUCGUCCUCACAGACUCUAGCGGAGUUGGCCGCCAACGCCAAGUCCAAGGCCAACGGCGCUCUUUCGCACUCCGACGUGCCCUUCGACGUCCUUCUUGAUGAGAUGAAGCUUCCUCGCUCCACAACCCACAGUCCUCUCUUCCAGGUCGUCAUGAACUACAAGAUGGGCUCUACUCAGAAGGUCCCCUUGGCGGAUUGUCAAGCCCAGCUUGUGGCAUUCAAGGACGCGAACAACCCCUACGACCUGACCUUUGACAUUGAGACCUACCAUGAUGGAUCUGCUUCUAUCAGCGUUAAGACACAAGAGUACCUCUAUUCUGAAAGCGAGUUGAGCUUUGUUCUUGACGAUUAUGUACAGAAGCUAGCUCUCUUCACCUCGGAGCCUUCUGGGACCGUAGAUCAAAUCUGCAAGCCUACAGCUGAGCAGAUUGACAGAGCAUUGACCCUUGGGCGAGGCGAAAGGAUCCCAUCUCCUCGCCUGGAGACUUUGAGCCACUACUUCGAGGAAUGUGUUGUCAAACAGCCUGACGAUAUUGCCCUCGUCACAGAUAAGGGACAAGCUCUCACCUGGUGUCAGCUGAAGGCUUUGGUCAACCAGAUUGCUAUGACUCUUGUUGAAGCAGGGGCUAAGCAGGAUUCACGAGUGGGCGUAUACUGCGAGCCCAGCAUGUACAUCCUUCCCACUCUGAUGGCCAUUGCUGAAAUCGGCGGUGUAUACGUACCUCUCGAUACCCAGAACCCGAUCAAGCGUCUUCAACUGAUGGUUGACGAUUGCCAACCUGAUGUACUUCUCAUUGAUGACUCAACUACAACAACAUCCCGCGAACUAGAGACGAACGCCAAGUUGAUUAACGUGAGCACUAUCAAGGCUGACCCUUCCAAUACUUAUCAUCUGGACAACCGAGCUAGAGGAGAUGGGAUGGGCUACAUUUUCUACACGAGCGGUACAACGGGUGUUCCAAAAGCCGUGGCUUUGACUCAUGCUAGUCUUGUACACCACUUUGACGGUUUCAUCCACUACAACAAUCUGAACAAAUGUCGCAUGCUUCAACAGGCACCUCUUGGUUUCGAUAUGUCGCUUACCCAGAUGACUCUCGCCAUCAUGCUCGGGGGAACUCUGAUCGUUGCAUCCAGCGAGACUCGCAAGGACCCUAUGCAACUUGCGCAGUUAAUGCUGGAUGAGAAAGUCACCCACACUUUCAUGACGCCUACACUUACAUUAUCGGUCAUUCAUCAUGGCUAUGAAUACUUGAGACAAUGCGUCGACUGGGAACAUGCGUCUCUCGCUGGAGAAGCAAUGACAGCCCGUGUUACCCGUGAGUUCAAGAGUCUCGGCUUGAGGAACCUUGAGCUUUGCAAUGGUUACGGUCCUACCGAGAUCACUAUCAUCGCCACCUGUGGUUCUAAUGAGCUCGAUAAUACUCUACACGACACUCACAAUCCAAGCAUCGGGCGUACUUUGCCUAAUUACUCCUGCUACAUCCUGGAUGAGAACAUGCAGCCUGUUCGUCCAGGACUCGCUGGCGAACUGGUGAUCGGAGGUGCCGGUGUCGCCAUUGGAUACCUCAACAGACAGGAUCUGACAGAAACCAAGUUCCUUCCUGAUCCUUUCGCACCACCGGAAGAUGUCGCUCGCGGAUGGACUCGAAUGUACCGUACAGGUGACAAGGCCAGGUUUAUGUCAGACGGGCGUCUCUGUUUUCUUGGACGUAUCGCCGGUGACUCUCAGAUCAAGCUUCGAGGUUUCAGAAUUGAGCUCGAAGAUAUUGCCAGCACUAUCGUCAGGGCCUCCGAUGGUAAAAUCCCCGAAGCCGCUGUUUCGCUUCGUGGUGAAGGGGACAGCGCAUACCUUGUUGCUUUCGUCAUCCUUUCCCAUUCCAACCGUCCAUCAGACGAGAAAGGCUAUCUGAAGCAGCUUCUGAGGGAGCUAUCCCUCCCUCGAUACAUGGUACCCGCGAGAAUCGUCUCCAUUGAUCAGUUGCCCAUGAACGCUUCUGGCAAGCUGGAUCAACAUGCUCUUGACGCUCUCCCUCUUCCUCAUGAUGAGGAUAUCAUCGAUAAGCCCCUCACUGAGACGCAAGAGAGGCUCAAGCUAGGGUGGCUCAAGGCCCUGCCGUUUGUAGAUGCGGCUAUUGGCCCAGACACAGACUUCUUCUCUGCAGGGGGCAACUCCCUUCGUAUCGUCAGUUUGAGAGAGUACAUCACACGCGAACUCGGAGUUACCGUCUCUGUCUUUGAUCUCUUCCAAGCGAGUACUCUUGGAGAGAUGGCUGCGAAGAUCGAUGGCUCUACGACUCAAGGAGCUACUACAAUGCUAAUUGAUUGGGAUGAAGAGACUCGCAUUGAAGCUGACUUGGGCAUUGUGGGAGCCCAAGAGCCACACCCUUCCGAGACAGCAAAUGGUCUUCAAGUCGCUCUCACUGGUGCAACUGGAUUCUUGGGUGUGUCGAUCCUCAAGACUUUGCUCGAGGAUAAGCGGGUAUCCAAGGUCCACUGUCUUGCUGUCCGGUCUUCCUCCAACACGAGCGAUCCAGCGUUUUCAUCUCCGCGAGUCGCGUGCUACCCGGGAGAUCUGUCCAUGCCACGACUCGGUCUGUCUGAAGAGCAAUUUGAUCAGCUUGCCAAUACAGUCGACCGAAUCAUUCAUAACGGCGCUGGUGUUUCUUUCCUCAAGACAUAUCAGUCCUUGCAGCGACCGAAUGUAUCCUCGUCAAAGGAGCUAGCACGAAUGGCGAUUACGCGAAGGAUUCCAAUGCACUUCGUCUCAACCGGUGGUGUCGUGCAACUCACUGGCCAAGACGGCCUUGAUGAGGUUUCCGUUGCAGACUCUAUACCUCCUACCGAUGGCUCACUUGGCUACAUUGCUUCGAAGUGGGCUUCGGAAGUUAUACUAGAGAAGUAUGCCAGCCAAUACGACCUUCCGGUCUGGAUACAUCGUCCAUCCAAUAUCACGGGUCCGGAUGUCCCCAAAGCAGAUCUUAUGCAAAACAUCUUCCAUUACGCUGUUAAGACAGCAUCAGUCCCUGACUUGGGUUCGUGGAGUGGUUGCUUUGACUUUGUUCCCGUGGACGUUGUGGCUGCGGGCAUUGCUAGGUCCAUCUACGAGACUCAGGAUAGAGUAGCGUACAAGCAUCACUGCGGCACGGAGAAGAUCUCUGUGGGGGAUCUACCGUCGUACCUUGAAGCGGAACACGGCAAGAUUGAGACGAUUAGUGUUGAAGAGUGGUUAGAGCGUUCGAAAGCUGCAGGGUUGGAUGAGGUUACUGCAGCAUUAGUUGAGAAGACGUUGAGCAGAGGGGGAAUUGUUCCUUGGCUUCGAAGAGAAGCGAACUAG
This is a messenger RNA of Fusarium tjaetaba, 11745 nucleotides long. Its product is annotated as polyketide synthase. Gene Ontology annotation, molecular function: 3-oxoacyl-[acyl-carrier-protein] synthase activity; fatty acid synthase activity; phosphopantetheine binding. The transcript is spliced from 3 exons. The coding region runs from base 1 to 11745 and encodes 3914 amino acids. The record is from RefSeq and is a predicted model, not a curated record. NCBI's taxonomy places the organism in Eukaryota, Fungi, Ascomycota, Sordariomycetes, Hypocreales, Nectriaceae. Gene Ontology annotation, biological process: secondary metabolite biosynthetic process; fatty acid biosynthetic process.